Molecule: messenger RNA, 468 nt
Organism: Thamnophis elegans (Western terrestrial garter snake)
Lineage: Eukaryota; Metazoa; Chordata; Lepidosauria; Squamata; Natricidae
Gene: CPLX1
Product: complexin 1
Exons: 3
Coding region: 1-468 (155 amino acids)
Biological process (GO): neurotransmitter transport; regulation of neurotransmitter secretion; synaptic vesicle exocytosis
Cellular component (GO): SNARE complex; terminal bouton
Molecular function (GO): syntaxin binding
Source: RefSeq, a predicted model, not a curated record
AUGGUGAUACUGCAUCUCUCAGUUCAAAUCGAAGAACAAUACAAAAAACCAACACAGCUACAUCACAAUCUUGGCCUUCUGCUUUUCCAUUAUGGGGCUACCAAAGACAUGGGGAAGAUGUUAGGAGGAGAGGAAGAGAAAGAUCCUGAUGCUGCCAAGAAAGAAGAAGAACGACAGGAAGCGCUCCGACAGCAGGAAGAAGAAAGGAAAGCGAAAUAUGCCAAGAUGGAGGCUGAACGGGAGGUUGUGAGGCAAGGGAUUCGGGACAAGUAUGGCAUUAAGAAGAAGGAGGAAAGAGAAGCAGAGGCCCAAGCCGCUCUGGAAGCAAAUGCAGAAGGCAGCCUGACACGUCCCAAGAAGGCCAUCCCACCGGGCUGUGGAGAUGAGGACGAGGAGGAAGAGGAAAGCAUCCUAGAUACCGUUAUUAAAUACCUGCCAGGUCCACUCCAGGAUAUGUUUAAGAAGUAA